Molecule: messenger RNA, 933 nt
Organism: Rotaria sp. Silwood2
Lineage: Eukaryota; Metazoa; Rotifera; Eurotatoria; Philodinida; Philodinidae
Source: the annotation of a GenBank genome assembly
AUGCGUACAAUAAAGCAGUUGUCAAUAGAAAAGGAAGUUUUACGCCAAUAUUCUGACCUUAUUCGUCAAAUGUUAAUAUCUAGUAGUAUUGCUGCAUCAGCCUCGGCUGCUGACGCAUUUUUUGAUUUAUUUGAUCGAAUACCAGCUAUCGAUAAUACAUCUACUGAAGGUCGAGAAUUGGUUGAUUUUCGUGGCGAGAUAAAAUUUGAUCAAGUCAAAUUUAUUUAUCCAACACGACCAACAUCUGUUAUUCUUAACAAAUUUCAAUUGAAUAUCAAACCAGGUCAACGUGUAGCUCUUGUUGGUACAUCAGGAAGCGGAAAAUCAACAACUAUUCAACUGUUGGAGCGAUUCUAUGAUGUUACACAUGGUGGAAUACUUCUUGAUGGCUUUGAUAUUCGACAACUAAAUCUUCAUUGGGUUCGUUCUCAGUUUGGUCUUGUUUGUCAAGAACCAAUUUUGUUCGAUUUAACAAUUGCUGAAAAUAUAACAUAUGGAUUAGAAAAUGUUCCAAUGGAAGACAUUAUUAAUGCAGCAACUAAAGCUAAUAUUCAUCAAUUUAUUGAUCAGUUACCUCAGGGUUACGAAACAAAAAUAGGGAUUAAAGGUAGUUUUCUGUCAGGUGGGGAGAAGCAACGUAUUGCCAUUGCUCGAGUUCUUAUUCGUCGACCUAAAGUAUUACUCUUAGAUGAAGCUACAAGUGCCAUGGAUUCAUACAAUGAACAGAUUAUACAAGAAGCUCUUGAACAAGCUCAAAUAGACGAUCCCAGUCGAACAUCACUCAUUAUUGCUCAUCGGCUUUCAACUAUUCGUUCAUGUGAUCUGAUUUGUGUACUUGAGGGAGGACAAAUAGUGGAAAGUGGUACUCAUCCAGAAUUGAUACAACAACGUGGAGUUUAUUAUAACAUGCUUGCUCAAAACAAUUUACAAUGA